Molecule: messenger RNA, 2021 nt
Organism: Momordica charantia (bitter melon)
Lineage: Eukaryota; Viridiplantae; Streptophyta; Magnoliopsida; Cucurbitales; Cucurbitaceae
Source: RefSeq, a predicted model, not a curated record
CAAUUUUGGUGCCCUGAAAACCCAUCUGUAAAGGCAAAGAAACAAUUCCAGUCAUCUCUUUCAACUUCUAUAAAUUUCCACUUCCAUUUCCUUCUUCUGCAUCUUCCUGUUCUUCACGAUCUGCAACUCGUUUUCUUAAUUUCUUCAAUCGAAACGGCAGUAAUGGACAGUGGCAGCACUCAGCUUCACAUGUUCUUGUUCCCAUUCAUGGCUCACGGCCACAUCAUCCCCAUGGUCGACAUGGCCAAGCUCUUCGCUUCCCGUGGCGUCAAGAUCACCAUCGUCACAACCCCUCUCAAUUCCAUCUCCAUUUCUARAUCAAUUCGCAACUUUCAAUCUCGGAUUCAGCUUCUGCUCCUCAAAUUCCCUUCUGCAGAAGCAGGCCUGCCAGAUGGUUGUGAAAAUGCCGACUCCAUUCUCACCCCUGAUUUGCUCCCCAAAUUCAUGUCUGCUUUGAAUUUGCUUCAACUCCGAUUCGAGGAGGCUGUGUCCGAGCACCGCCCCCACUGCCUUGUGGCCGACAUGUUCUUCCCUUGGGCAGACGACGUCGCUGCCAAAUUCGGGAUCCCAAGGCUCAUUUUCCACGGGACCGGUUUUUUCUCCCUCUCUGCUUCUGAACUCAUGCGAAUCCACGAGCCUUACAACCGUGUUUCAUCCGACACUGAGCCUUUUCUCAUCCCUCAUCUCCCCGGAGAGAUUAAUCUCACCAGAUUGCAGCUCCCGGAGUUCAUUCGAGCGAAUGUGACAAAUGAAAUAACCGAUUUUUUGGACAGGGUUAAGAAGUCAGAAUCCGAUUGUUAUGGGAUUGUUGUGAACAGUUUUUACGAGCUGGAGGCAGAGUAUGCUGAUUGCUACAGGAAUGUGUUGGGAAGAAAGGCGUGGCAUAUUGGCCCACUUUCUUUAUGCAAUAAGGAAACCCAAGAGAAAGCCCAGAGAGGGAGGGAAUCCGCCAUUGACGAGCACGAGUGCUUGAAAUGGCUCGAUUCUAAGAAACCCAAUUCGGUUGUGUAUGUUUGUUUUGGAAGCAUGGCCAAAUUCAACUCUGAUCAGCUGAAGGAGAUCGCAAUUGGGCUUGAAGCUUCUGCGCAGGAGUUCAUAUGGGUGGUGCGGAAGGGGAAAGAGGAAGAAGAAGAAGAGGGCCAAAAUUGGUUACCGGAAGGAUUCGAACAGAGGACUGAAGGGAAAGGGAUGAUCAUAAGAGGGUGGGCGCCGCAGGUUCUGAUUCUUGAUCAUCCGGCGGUGGGUGGAUUCGUGACGCACUGUGGGUGGAAUUCGACUCUUGAAGGAGUAACUGCCGGCGUUCCGAUGGUGACGUGGCCGGUCGCCGCGGAGCAGUUUUACAAUGAGAAACUGGUGAGUGAGGUGUUGAAAAUUGGAAUUCCGGUUGGAGUUCAGAAAUGGGUGAGGACUGUGGGAGAUUUCAUCAGAAGGGAAGCUGUGGAGAAGGGAAUAAGGAGAGUAAUGGAGGGAGAAGAAGCAGAGGAGAUGAGAAACAGAGCAAAAGAGUUGGCCAAAUUGGCAAGGAUGGCAGUUGCGGAGAAUGGAUCUUCAUACUCGGAUUUGGAUGCUUUGAUCAACAAAUUGAAAACUUCAGCAGUUUAAAAUCCAAGCAUUCAGUUUGCUCUUUUUGCUUCAUUAGGUUUGAUUCUUGCUGUUUUCGUGGGAUAGGAAUUCUAAAUCACACCCCCUUAGUUUGGAUACAUAUGCUAUAGUCUGUUGAGUUAAACUUUAAUUAACUGAUUAUUGCUAUUUUUCUAAGGAAAAGUAGAUGAUAAAUAGAUUACUUAGCGCCUCUCUCUUAAAUUUUGAUGAAAAAAGAAAUAAGUCGAAGUAUUUUUUUUGUUUAAAAAAUAAAAUAAAAAAGGAAGAAGAACUGUCAAAUUUUAUGUUGUUUUGAAUAAAAAGAUGAUAUUGAUCUGGUUUGAAAUUUGUAAUGGUUGUCCUGCGAUUGGUGAGUGAUGUAACAAAUUUGAAUACAAAACAUUUUUUAUACAUUAGUACAACUAAGUGAGAUAGGGAUU